This is a messenger RNA of Serendipita indica DSM 11827, 4440 nucleotides long. Lineage: Eukaryota; Fungi; Basidiomycota; Agaricomycetes; Sebacinales; Serendipitaceae. The record is from the annotation of a GenBank genome assembly.
AUGAGCUCAUUCUCUGCAAAUGCUAAGCGACGGAAACUACAAUUUCCAAGAUAUUCUUCAACAGCAAAAGAGCAACUCGAACAGGCAUUGGUGACCUCUGUAGAUGCAUGCCUGAAGGAACUCCGAAAAAUUAUUCGAAAACUCUCCACUACGUUCGAAGCGCAUGCGGUAGAAGUCGCGAUUAUACAAAGAAUCGUCUACAAGAGCAGAAACCAGCACAAGAAUAGUCUCUUUUGGCGAAACUUGACAGAAACUCGACGAAUGGCAGCUCGGGUUGAAGAGGUUGCAAUAGGCUCUCUUAUAGACAGUUUUCGGUCCACUUUCUACAGCGAAGCCACUGGAAAAUCAACAUGGAAGAAUGCACCUUGGACGCAAAUACCAGACAAAGGAAUGCUUCAAUAUGUCCUCAAUCGUGUCGAAGCACUCUCCUCCUUAUAUGUCAAAGCGAUUGAGGCAUACCAACGAGCCUACAGGCAAGCAAUCUUAUCUUCUCAUCGAAGUCCACUUACGUUCCUCAGGGCAUACGAACGCUUUGCCAAUACAACGUCGUUUCUCCCUCUAACCCUCAGCCUUCUUGGAAUCUGUGCCCGGCUCUCACUCUUGACUACGGACCUUCAGCAUGCAUCCGUACAUAUAUGGGAAAAUAUUCACCAAUUAUUGACCACUUUCCAGCCCCCACAUUCGAUAUGCCGGUGCAAGCGUCCCGUACUGCAUAGUUCCGUUGACCUUGGUCAACUGCCCGAGGCGACCACGGCUUCAAGUCAACCUCCUUUUGCCCCAGAGCUCGGAGAAGCCAUCUCAAGAGAAAUUUUCGACUUUCAGCAACCAUCAAUUAUCCAAAAAGAGAAGAUGGACAUCGACGAAUUGCCUGUGGACGAGGAAGAGACAAUCACUUUUGAAGUCGAGGUCCCAAUCAUACAGACGAUUCCAGCGACGGAAGUUCAGAGUAUACAAAGCGAAGCUGUGACCACACAAAUUGUGAAGCAGUCAAAGAAGCCCAAGAAACGCGUCGAAGAACCAGAUAAUGCCGUGACAGAUGAUGGAUACUCCGCUUCUCAAAAGGACAAUACUCGACGAUGGAUUCAGAAUAUUCACAACGUCGGCACGACGGGGAUGCAUUCCAAGACCAACUCUGUCUCCACUAUCGACAUCAUAACGUCUCCGACAGAGACGGGUACUGUUCGUGGUAGUACUGUGGCCAUGGAGCUCCAGAUUCCGGUUGACGAAGAGGAACCAGAUCAGUCCAUGACAGCUCUCGGACUUUCUAACAUGAUUCCCGCUCAACCUUCACCCUCCACCAUUGUACAUGUCUCCCAAGAGCAACCGGUAGCCGUUGCCGAGCCACCUAGGCCCGCAGGGAGUCCAGUACCUCCCAGUGAAGCUCCCUCUAGGCCAUUGAGCAUUGCUCACAGCAUACCACGAAAUGACUCUGGACAAGAUAUAGAAGUCCGGCUUGAUGAUGGUCAUUUGUUCCAUACCGUUCGCCUAACUACUCCACAUAAUUCAUCGCUUAUAAUCAAUCGUUCACGUCGAAAUACCGAGGUUACGGGGAAUGCACCUCAGCUUCUCAAGCCCAAUUCCGACGUGGAUAUUACCACUACUCAUCUACAACCCUCUCCGAAUCCCCAGACAAUUGACCUUCCGGUAGAAGACGAUACACCCGACGGACUGACACCGCCGAUUGAGUACGACGAGGACGAACCGCCGUCCCGAGCACGACAACGAUUUCAAAAGGCAUAUCUCCUUGUGACCAAAGAGCUCCGACAGCGGGUUGCUCACCUUCGAAAGUCUCCUACAUCCCCCAAUAUCCCAAAGGCCUCGGAUUCUGAAGUUGGAAAUGAGCUACUCUCCGAGUUGGGGCCAAAUGAGCCUUCUUCUUCGUCGCUUCUGCAGAAUGCAGCACAGGAUAGCAUUUCCUCUCCAGUCUGGACUAAAAGGACGAACAUUCAUUCUCCUGUCCGAGACACUAGAAGGGAUAGCUCUCCGUCCCCAGUUCGAAAUAGGGGAGAAGAUAACCUUUCUUCUCCAAUCCGAAACAUCGGGACGGGUACCCCUUAUUCUUCAGAUGGAAACGUCGGAACGGAUUUCCCACUCAUUCCAAGUCGAGAUGCCAAAGCGGAUAGCCUUUCCUCUCUACCCCGAAAUAUCAGAAUGGACGCCCCUUUGGUUCGAACUCGAGAUACCGAAAAGGGUAGCGCCUCUUCUCUCCUCCAGAAUGCCAAAAUGGAUGGUCCUCCCUCUCCAGUUCCAAGCCUAGGAAUGGAUGUCCCGGCUGUUCCAGCUCAAAAUGCCCAAGUGGGCAGCCGUUCCUUUCUACCCCGGAAUCCCAAAACAAAUAAACCUCCCUCUCCGGUUCUAAAUAUUAGAACGGAUGGACUUUCCUCUUCGGUUCGAGACAUCGGAACGGAUUCCCCUUUUGUCCCGAACCGCAGUACCUUGACAAACAACCUUCCCUCUCGGGUUCGAAAGAUCGGGACAGAUAUUCCUUCUGUUCGAACUCGAGAUACGAAAAUGGAUAGCCAUUCCUCCAUACUCCAGAAUUCCACAGAGAAUAGCCCUUCCUCGCCGACUCGAAAUAUGAUUACGGAAAGCCGUUCUGCACCACUUCAGAGUGACCAAACGGAUAGCCCCUCCGUUCUGGAUGAUUAUAUGGCAGACGAAACCGUAGAAGUUGAUUCGAACCAUGAAACGGAAGACAGGCCGACCGACGAUAGACCGUGGCUCAAGCCCUUUAGAUUGUCAACUAUUGGAAGUGCCGGAAUAGCCUCAGGCAAGUCACUAUAUCUGCCAGCUUCAAGAAGCGAAAGGAGUUUGACACGACCAUCAAGUCCGGAAAAGCGAUUACCUGCUCUUGAUAUGUCAAGAAGAAGUUCUCGCAUGGAACGAAAGGGGAGCUCUGCCUCACAUAGUGCCAUCAGCCAGACGGACUUUCCUUUGGCGAACUGGGCCCACUUCUCGCCUGCACCUACCGCAUUUACACCCCCCCAAACAACUUCCAGCUCUCGAAAGGGGUCUGUGCAUUACAUACACUCACCCAGGCCUGCAAAAUGGACAUCCAUUGAAUCUCAGGGACAAACUUAUCCGCCGAGUGCACGAAGCGUAUCACCAGUGCGCGCAUCGAGAACAAACACUGCCUCGUCAGCAUCGGAGCUGAGAAGACCUCUGUCAACCCGGUCACAGUCGGCAUUUGCAACUUCUGCUCCUCCCGUACCGCCUCUACCAACGCAAAAGCCCGAACUAUUCUUUGCAAUCGCGUCAUCACAGCCAGAGCAGGUUGCCCACCUGUUGGCGACAGGUCAGGCGUCUCCAAACGCAACAGUGGGACCGCAUGAUAUGCAUGCUCUUGCAUUCGCGUUGGACAACAUGGCGCAUAGCAGCGCAGAGAAGCGACCUCAACAGGAAGAGAUUGUAUCGACGCUGCUAUCAUACGGAGCUGACCCUCGGGCCGCGGAAGCAACGGCAGCUGACACGUCCUCGGAGAACGGUGGCGAAGCUGUCAAUCCGCUCAUAAGGCUUGUACGAUCCCCAGUCGCAGCUGCGCGUCAAAGUGACGCCGACGACGUGGAGAUUGCUCUCAAGCGCGCCAAGUUCACCGUGGUCGGUCAGGAGUUUGGUGUGGACGAGCUCUCCAGAGCCUAUGCUGCACAUGCUCGUCUUGCCAGAUUCUUGGACGAAGACGAAGAUGAUAGGGAGAUGCCAUUCGUGGCUCUUCUAUCGGGUCCUUCAGGUCAUGGGAAAACGUUACUGGCUACCAGAGUGGGGAAACUUCUCGGUCUUCCAUCCUAUUCGAUCAACAUGACAGUGGUCAAGGGCCAGAAAGAUGUGUGGUCUACGCCGUCUUACAAUGGCCGAGAGGCGAGUGAAUAUCCAACACUACGCCACUUCCUACAGGCGCAUGAUGGCAAAAAGAAGAUCGUGGUCAUCGAUGAAAUCGAAAAGGUUGAUGACAUGUCCUUACUUCAGAGCUUUUUGGUACCCUGGGAGACUGGUCGCGUACAAGACGGUACUUCUGGAAGAACGAUUGACAUUUCGCGGUCGAUCUGGAUUGGCACAAGCAAUGUUGGCAGUUCUGAGAUUAUUGGGGCAAUGAAGGAUGUGUCCGUGCUGGACGCUGGACGCUACAAGCAGCUUGUCAAAGACACUCGCGCCUGUCUUCGCGAGACGCUUGGGGCUUCUUUGGUCGCUCGAGUAUCAUGCAUAGUCGCAUUUGUGCCCUUCUCACAUGAGGAACAACUCGCCAUCUCGUCCAAGAGUCUCAGUGCACUACAACGCAAAAUAGCCCUCAGCCAACCUUCCCUCGCGUCAAAGACCAUGAAUAAUGACAAAAUGUGGAAGGGGGUUGUCGAACAGGCAGCAUCCCACUACAUAGAAGAAGAGGGCGCGCGGUCUAUCAGGCAGAGCCUGAUCCGACUUGCCGACACGAUCCUCCAGAGUUUAUAG